Molecule: messenger RNA, 787 nt
Organism: Diospyros lotus (date-plum)
Lineage: Eukaryota; Viridiplantae; Streptophyta; Magnoliopsida; Ericales; Ebenaceae
Product: rac-like GTP-binding protein 5
Exons: 5
Coding region: 214-540 (108 amino acids)
Biological process (GO): regulation of cell shape; establishment or maintenance of cell polarity; cortical cytoskeleton organization
Cellular component (GO): plasma membrane; cytoplasmic vesicle; cell cortex
Molecular function (GO): protein kinase binding; GTPase activity; GTP binding
Source: RefSeq, a predicted model, not a curated record
CUCACACACACACACACACACACACAAACGCAGAGGAUAUUUCGUCUUGCUAUCAGGUUAGGGCUUACAUUUUGCUGGGGUUUUGGUUCAGAAAGUGGGGUUUUGAGUUGGUUCUCUUCUUCGAUCUGAUGUGCUUCCAACUCUGAAGCUGAAGAAGUAGAAGAGGAGUGGUUCUUGAUAGUCGGGCCAAGGUCUGGUGGUUCUCUGCCGGAAAUGAGCGCUUCGAGGUUCAUAAAGUGCGUGACCGUCGGCGACGGCGCCGUCGGCAAGACCUGCAUGCUGAUUUCCUACACCAGUAACACUUUCCCUACGGAUUAUGUGCCAACUGUUUUUGACAAUUUUAGUGCAAAUGUGGUUGUGGAUGGGAGCACAGUCAAUCUAGGCCUAUGGGAUACUGCUGGCCAGGAGGAUUACAACAGAUUAAGACCUUUGAGCUAUCGUGGAGCAGAUGUAUUUCUCCUUGCAUUAUCUCUAAUUAACAAUGCCAGUUAUGAAAAUGUUGCAAAGAAGGUUAAGACCCUUGAUGGCUUCCUGAAUUGAGGGAUUAUGCCCUUGGCGUUCCAAUAAUUCUUGUUGGAACAAAGCUUGAUUGAUCAACUGUGUGUAUAUGCCUCCUGGCCUGCUGAUAAGCUGAUGGUGGGUGCCACAUUCAACCACCUUGCCCUUCUGCAGCACUGCAAUGCAGUUUGCAUUACUUAUGGUGGACAGCCGGUGAGCCACCAAUAUUGUUGUUCGGCCUUUCAUCAGCUGUUCAAGAGCUUCUUGGACCUUUUUCUCUGAUGCAGAG